Branchiostoma floridae (Florida lancelet) is the source of this 597-nucleotide messenger RNA. Its product is annotated as gastrula zinc finger protein XlCGF57.1-like. NCBI's taxonomy places the organism in Eukaryota, Metazoa, Chordata, Leptocardii, Amphioxiformes, Branchiostomatidae. Gene Ontology annotation, cellular component: nucleus. The record is from RefSeq and is a predicted model, not a curated record. The transcript is spliced from 2 exons. Gene Ontology annotation, biological process: regulation of transcription by RNA polymerase II. Bases 1 to 597 code for a protein of 198 amino acids. Gene Ontology annotation, molecular function: DNA-binding transcription factor activity, RNA polymerase II-specific; RNA polymerase II transcription regulatory region sequence-specific DNA binding.
AUGACUAAACACACAGGAGACAAGCCUUUCAUGUGUGGGGAGUGCGGAUACAGGACGACUGACGUGUCUUACUUAACCAUACAUAUGAGAAAACAUACAGGUGAGAAACCCUUUAGGUGUGAUCACUGCGACUAUUCUGCUGCACAGAAAAGCAACUUAGACCAACACAUGGUUCGACACACCGGACUUACCAAGGGCAAACCCUGCUCAACUGCGCAGAAAGGUACUUUAGAUCGACACAUGACUGAAGACGACGGAGAGAAACCCUUCAAGUGUGGGGAGUGCGGAUACAGAACUGUUCGCAAGUCUUCCUUAGUCACACAUAUGAAACGACAUGCAGGUGUGAAACCUUAUAAAUGUGACCAGUGCGACUAUUCUGCUCUAGAGAAACACAGAUUAGACCAACACAUGUCUAGACACACCGGCGAAAAACCCUACAUGUGUGGGGAAUGCGGAUACAGAACGGCUUACCAGAGUGACUUAAACAUACAUAUGAGAACACAUACAGGUGCGAAACCUUACAAGUGUGACCAAUGCGACUAUUCUGUCACAGACAAAGGGUAUUUAAAGCAACACGUGGUCACGCACGCUCCUUGA